AUAAAGAGGAGGGGGGCUCCAAAUUGGGUCGGUGGGGGGAGGCUGGAAAAUGUCUGCCUUUUCUUUAAUGGAAGCCCCCCCGGGGCUUGAGCUUAGCUGUAGCCUUUUAAUGCUGAGGGGAAGUUAGAAAGAGAAGCAGGCGUUUAUAAAGGGGAGGGGGCUGGGGAAAAAACGCCCCAGAUCGGGGGAGGUUGCACUUGGAUUGGCUUUGGAGUGAGGGGGAGCUCAGGGAGGAGGCCUCAGUACUUUGGGCUUUGUAAUUUUCUAGAGAGGUCGGUAGGGACCUCUUAGGGACUAGUAUCUUGAAAAUAAAAAUUGGGGAGUGGAGCAAAAGCCUUCAGGCCUACUGAGUAAUCUUGAAAGCCAGGGAUGGGGAAGACGGGUAGUGGGAUAGCUGCAGGUUUUGCUGUGAAAACAGGCUUGGUAGGAAGGCAGAAUACUCUUAGGGACUAGAAACUUGGUGGGAGGAAGGAGAAAGGAAGGAAGGGGAGGGAGGGAGAAAGAGACAUAGGAGCAUGGAUGGAGCAGACUUGAAAGUAGUAGGGAAAUUCAGAGGGCUGGAUCCACGUUUAGGUCCAAACUGGGUUUAGAUUCAGGCACUGGUCUCUCAUCACGGCUUAUUGGGAAGCCUGGGCCCCGUUUUAGUUUCUGGAGCUUUGCAGAGGCUGAGCCCCAGGCGGAAAAGGGCCGCUAAGCUUGCUUGGCCUUAAGGGCUGGCGGCUUUACUCCCCGGUGGAGGCCAGUCAGGAAACCCGGCUUGGAUGCUGCCAACAGCCCGACAUGCUGGGAGCCAUCAUGGCUUGCUUUGAUGGGCAGGAAAACCCUGAUCGCCCCAGACAGUGAAUCCAAGGAGCAUAUUUGCUGGUGGGGCAGGUUUGUUAGACAGGCCUGGCUCAAGAUAGAUCAGUAGCCUAUUUAUUUAUUCAUUCCUUGGGUUUCUUAUUGGAAGGCGCCCCGGGGCCACAGAGACAGGCAGGAUGCCGCUGAACCCCAAAAUCGAUCCCCGCUACUUCGUGCUGAUCCGGCCCUUGCCCAUCCCUCCCCAGAAAGGUCUGAAGAUCCAGGCUCGGAGCAAAACCGUCUACAAUUGCUGGGAAGUCCCAAGAGAGCAAGUAUUUCGAGAGAACUAUAAUCGGAGGGCCAAACAGCUCUCGCAACAGGGGUAUUUUACCCCCUGCUGGAAACCCUACCAGGAUUUCGGAGACCCCCUUUACCUCGACCCCAGGAAACUCACCCUCUACGGUCUGGGACAGCUACCUCCUGAACUCUACAAAGAGGAGGUCACUCUGGAAGAAUUAGCUGAACCGGUGGAAACAGAGCCUUCCAAGAAGCUGAAACCAAAGCUCCAGGAACAGGAGAAGAAACUUCUGCCUUUUAGACAUCUAGAGAAGGACUUGAGGACCCUCCACAGAGACCUUGUGCACAUGAGGCAUUUGAUCCACUCCGUGAAGAUUGGGCGUGGAUAUUUCCAUAGUCUUCGCCGAGAAACCAUUGAGAGGAGGAAUGCAUUCAAGCUGGAAGAGCGGAGGGAAGAAGAAAGGAUGAGAACAGAGUUUCAGCCCCCUCGCUACCCAUCCUCAUCCUCUGAAGAAGACUCAGAAGAUGAACCCGACUUCUUUUUAACGGGAGGCUCCUUUCUGAGCGAGACGGAGAAGAAGAAGAAGAAGAAAAUGGCUCGACCUUUCACCCCCAUCCAUAACGGCUUGCUGUCAGAAAAGCAUCCAGACGCCCAUUUCGACUCCAUAUUCCGGCAGCUCUGCGCCCUCAACUGGCUCUUGGAAGCUUUGACGCUGGAACCCAAUAGCAGCAUGAGGCCGCUGAUCGCCUGCUGGAACCCCAAGGACUACGGUGGUGGAAAAAGCUGCAUGAAAACUGUCAAUAAAGAGAAGGCAGUGAAGAGUCGAUGGGAGCAUUUUAUUCUGCAUGCAAAGGGAAGAAGAUAUGCACAGAGGCAGAGCCGUGGUCUAUCCAGCAAAAAGGCACCUAAAAUGACAGGGAGCAUGUCCAAGAUCAGUGGGUUGUCCUCCCCGCAUAGCAAAACCACUUUGGCCAGCACCAGCUCCUUGACACCUGGCUCUGAUGAAGCAGCCCAACCUACCUCUGACAGCGCCAAGGAGGUUGAAGAGAUGGAGUCCAGCUACAGCAAGCAGACCAAGGAGGAGGAAGAACCCCUUAGCUAUUACCUGCAGACAUUAUUUCAGAUGAUACAUGAAGACGUGGCUAAGAAUUUUAGCCAGGAAAAUAUGUUUUGGAGUACAAAACCACAUUACGCGCACGCCGGGUUGAGGUCUGGUCCAGGCAGCGAAAUAUCAUUUGGACAAAGGGGCAAAAGCUCACAGUCAUCUUCGAAGGAUGAUAAAACCAGCACAGGAAUACCCAAAGAAGGGUCAGGGAGCGCAGUGGAGCCAAAGCGAAAGAGUUCAAUGGCAGUGACCCUGAGAGAAGAUAAAACCACCACCACAACUUUUAUGGAGGAUGACAGCUCAACACAGCUUUCCAGGCCUCAAAGCUCUUUCAUUAGAAGGAAACAACAGCUGUGCGAUGAGAUGAGAGAAUUAUUUUUUGAUGUGUCCCAAGAAAGCGCUUUCAGGUUGCACGAUCAGCUCGACAUCCUGGAGAAGAGGCGAGAGGAGAAGAACAUUCAGAAAUUUCUGUGCCUGAACUCUCUUACACGGUUCCGGAAAGACCUUGAGAGAAUGAGACAGUCCGUGGUGGGCAAAGAACCCGAACAAGACGCAGAGGAAGAAAACUGGUUUUCCACUUUGCUGGUCAGGAUUCCUGAUGACGUCAGGAAAGACCGCCGUACCCAGAAAGUCCUCAAGAAGCUGGAAAGGUUUGCCAGGAAUCCAGACUUACGCAUCCGGCCUCCCACCUUCUUAAAGGUGUUGGGAGAACUUCGGAUCUGGGAAAUUUGCUCUCCGGAUAUCUGCGCAGCUGUGGAGUUCCUGCGCGAAUACAUUGUGGAGAUGCCUGAAGAUGACUACAAGCAAUGGCUGCAGUCUCGGGUGCCAUUCCCAAAACGAGCACACAGUGCCCCUCCCCUGUGCUAAGUCACCGUGAGGCUCCCGUCCAAAGGUCUCAAUGGGGGAUCCACUUUGUGAAAGAAGUGGUCAGUGAGGUUCACCAAGAGAUCCUAUCCUCAUAUCCCGGUGAAUGCCAAAGGACCCAGCUGGAAGGCCCGAAAAUGCUCAUUCUCAGAAGUUUGUUUAGAACCACAGUGCAGCCAUUUUGGUUGCAGGUUCAAAAGCAACAAGAGAAUUGAACAGCCAAAGCCAUUUUAACUUUACAAUAUUAUUUUUGCUUUUUCAACGUUUGGUUUUAUGUUGCAUUGAAUUUAGUGUUUAUCUAAGGGGAGAGGGGAAUGUUACGUAGAUAACUGGCCCUGUUCAGGUCUGUGGAGACAGCAGAUCCCUUCCCUUGUGGUGAUCAGCACCCCCCACUGAACAAGUCGGCUUUAGGAUUCAUCGGUUCCAAUUUUUGCUUGUUAUGUUUGUUUGUGGUUCUGUAUUUAAUUCUGAUGGAUUAAAAUCCCUAUU
Python bivittatus (Burmese python) is the source of this 3536-nucleotide messenger RNA. RefSeq names its product coiled-coil domain containing 60 (gene CCDC60). Lineage: Eukaryota; Metazoa; Chordata; Lepidosauria; Squamata; Pythonidae. The record is from RefSeq and is a predicted model, not a curated record.